GAAAUGACGUCAUCUCGUUUGUUUUGGAAGCGAAAACGGCGUCAGAUUUAAACGGAAUUUCCCAGCAACACUCCUAGUCACAUGAUAUAUCAUUGGAAAGCCCAGGAUGUUCUCUUUACAACACAACAUGAUUCAAGUGAAUAGCUUGAAAGAGUAAGAGGGUGUGCACGUAAAACUACUAUCAACUACAGAGGACACAAGUCUAUGGAUGAAGCGGACAGUAGCAGGAUGCUGAGAUCAUGUCUGAGAGUUGGCAGACGCAGCGAGGUGAUGAUCGAGCUCGUGACCGGGCAAGGCGCAGAAAUGGUGGACAUAGUAAAGCAUCUCUGCAUGCAUCUCACCCCUGCACCAUGAACCAGGCCACUCAGAGGGAUCUGCAGGAGAUCAGCAGGCCGAGAGGAGUGACUGGUCAGCUGCAGAGAGAAGGGCGGGGCUUUGACAAAGAGGAGGAGCUGAGAUGGAGGAUCAACCAGCUGGAGAAGGACAAGCUUGAGCUCACCUCCAAGUACAAUCAGGAGGUGUCUGGAUAUGAGGCUCAGCUCACUCGCUGUCGUGCUCUGCUGGAGAAAGGAGAAGCUCAGAGACAAACACUCGAGUACGAACUUGCCGUGGUGAAAAGAGACGCAGCCACUCAGAAAAAUCGCUAUGAGGAUAAGAUGGCUGACUUGAUCACACAUAACCAGCAGCUGGAAGGCCUCAGUGCGGAGCUGCGUCAGAGGGCCUCUGAUCUACAGAGAGCUUUGGAAAUCACUCAGCAGUCUCGCCGUGAUGAUGAGCGGAGCCUCCAGGCAGAGCUGCGUGAGAGGGACCAUCUGAUUCACAGUAUUAGCACAGAGAGAGAGCUGCUGCAGGAGGAGAACAGACGUCUGGACACACUGCUGCAGGAGCAGAAAGACACACUGCUGGAGCUGAAGGACAGGAUGGACAGUGUGCAAAGAGACAGAGAGCGAGAUGCUGAGGAGCUCAGAGUGAGGAUGGCUGAGCUGAGGAAGAGUAUGGAGCAUGAGGAGAUAAUGAAAAAGGAGUUAGAGACAGCCAUACAGAGAGUAAAGGCUCUAGAGGAGUGUGUGGAGUCAGAAAGAGCUACUCAUCUGGAGUUCAAGGUCAGCGCUGAGGUCAUUCAGCUGCGUCUCAGGGAUGUGGAAACGGCUCUGUCCGUAGAGAAGAGGAAUCAGGCUGAGGCUGUGUCCAGUCUGGAGCUGCUCAAACACAAAUUUGGAGAAGUGGAAGGAGCACACGCACGAGAGAGAGAGCGCGCUGACAGCACACAACACACACUGACACUACUGGAGCAGGAGUACCAGAACUCUAAAGCUGACCUGGUUGGCCAGCUGGAGAAAGCCAAGGCUGUCUCAGCUGAUCUGAUUGGUCAGCUGGAAAAAGCAAAGGUGACGUCGGCUGAUCUGAUUGGUCAGUUGGAACGAGAGAAAGCAGAGUCAGCUAAGCUGAUUGGUCAGUUGGAACAGGAGAAGGCGGAGUCAGCUAAGCUGUCAGUCAGACUGCAAGAACAGGAGAGAGCGCAGACAGAAAGAGGGCAAGAACUCAAUCUGGUUCAGAAAAGGCUGGUGUUUGUGGAGGAAGCAUAUGAAGGGUUUCUCAAAGAAAUGGAGCAGCUGUUACACCACCACCACCACCAGGGGGCACCACCCAACAACACCACAGGAGAUAAACAGAGCCCAUCUGCUCUGAUGGAUAGCUUGAGAAGAGUGUUACACCGCUAUCACACAGAGCUGAAGGACUUGGUGAAGGUGGUCGAUGCUCUGAACAAAGAGAAUAAAGACAAAGACGAGAUCAUCACUGACCACAGGAGACACAUACAGGAAUGUGAGGCUCGGUGUGUCUGUGUGAGCGAGGAGGCGGAGCGUCUGCGUGUGUGUGUUGCAGAUGCUGCAGACGCAACAGAGCGAGCACAGACAGAACUCUGUAGCAUCACGCUCCGCUGGGAGGAGGAGAGAGAGCAACAUGCACACACCAAAACAUGCAUACAUGCACUCAAACAAGAGCAUGAGAGGGAGCAGCAGGAGAAACUGGUCUUCCUGCACACUCUGUAUCAGCAGCUCCUCACUGGCUGUGUCUCAGUAGUCCCACUUCAGAGCAUGAUGGAUAGUUUUUCAUGGUCAGAGCUUAGUAUCAUGCUACAGGAGCAAGCAGACACCCUGACUGCUGACCUCAACUCAGCCAAACACAGGGUUGCAUGUUUGGAAAGUGCGUGUGAGGGGAAGGAGGCGGCACUGACGAGUGUGUGUGAGCAGUUGAAGCAAAGAGAGGAGAACUGGAUCAAACAGAGAGAGGAGCUAGACACACGCCAUACACACCUGAUCAACGAACUACACACCAGAGCUCAGGAUCUGAGGAGUCGUUUGGAUUACACUGAAGAGAAUCUCCGCAUUUCCGAGCGCACUCACUCCACCCUCCAACAGGACGUGAUCCGCCUUCAGGAGCUGGUGCAUGUGCGUCGCCGUGACAAUGUGUCCCUCCUGGCAGCGUGUGCUAUGCUGGCGGGGUGUGUGUGCGCGUUGCAUGGCCGUGUGUUUGCGCUGCUGCAUCAGAAAACCCUACUGCAGAAAAGAGUGUGUGAUGGCGAGUCUAUCCAAAAGGAAUUGAGUGCUCUACUGCAUGCACUCGGUGACCCUGGUGUCAAAGGUGAGAGCGGAGUUAGAGGGGGACUGUGGAAGUUUAGAGUGCAUGUGAUUGUUGCGAUGGCUGCCCUGCGUCUGCGCACUCUGUGCAAGAACACACACAUCCUGUUCAGAGUGGGUGGAGGUGUGUGUGUGAAUGAGCUGAGGCUGAGCAGCACAAACACUGAGGAAGAGGAGAACGAGAGAGUGAUGAAGAUGCUCACAUCCUCACAGCUGUGUAUAAUCUUAAAUACAUGCAUGCAGGAGGUGCAGACAGCGCUGCAGAGAACUGAGCAUGAUGUGUGUGUCUUAGCAGCUGCUCGCUCCAGCUUCACCAAACUGAUGGAGAAACUGCUGCCUGAGUCAGAAUCAAGUUACUAUGGUGAUGUGGGGUCGUUGGCACGGCAACUAGGUCACAGAUUGAAAAACCUCCGCAAAACUCAGCACCUCCCACUGAGACACAACAACAGCAAGGUCAUGCUCUCUGCCCUGCAGCAGCACUUCCUGGUGUUUACUCAGCAUUUACACUCCGCUGAGGUUGAGAGGAGAGACCUGAGGAUCGAACUUUCACGUAUCAAACGCAAAAAUGGGCACGCACACAAUGGGAUAAAGGACACCUCUCACACUCCGAGUGAGACGAAGGACAACUCGCACAGAUCAUGUGUGCCGGUGCAGCAGUUCCAAAGUGUGUGUGAGGAGUUGAGCUCAGCUUUGUGCAGGGAACAGCAAGCACAGACCCUCCUUCAUGAACAGGCCACACAGCUGCAGGAGCUUGGCAUUACAAUGGAGACACACACCUCAGAACAGCUGGAAAAAGACCAUACACUCGCUCAGGCUGUACAGAGUCUGUCUGAUACGAAGGUGGAGCUUAAGAGGAAAGAGCAAUCUCUGCGGUUGCUUGGGAAACGGCUUAGCCAAUCACAGCAAGAGAAAGAGGAGCUACAGCAGAGCAUCAGCAGAGUGGAAAACAUACUGCGCAUGGCAGCUAGGAAUAAAGAGUAUUUAUCGAGCUACAUCAUGUCCGUGGAGUGCAGACUGAAGGAGCUGAAGGAUCGACUCCUCCUUUCUCGCUCCACGUCCUCACGAGAUGACUUCACCCUACACUUACCCACAAUGCACCAGGACACACAGGGCCUGGAGCUGGGUGGUGGAGGAGCGGAGAUGAAGGCAUGUCAGGCUCUGGUGCGCAGUUUUACAGAUGUGUAUGAGUUAGUAUGUAGUAAGAUGGCGUGUCUGGAGAGAGAGAUCUCCUCAUAUCAGUCACACAUCACCACUCUGAAAGCUGAGUUACACGACGCCUGCGUACGAGAGAACCAGUGCUAUCUGAUUGGAAGUACUGACACGCUGGCUCCUCUUUCUGAAGCAGAAGGGAAUUGUGGGAUACCAGCGCUCUCACACACUGGUGUCACAGUGAAGGAUGUCCCCAGAAACAUGCACACACUCCAAAAAAAGUCCACUGUUCCACCAAAGAAGAGAAGUGUGAAAAAAUCCUCCAAAAUCUCCACAAGUACCAAAAGUGCCUCAAAACCAUCAACAUAGCAACUCUCUAUUACACACUGAAAUGCAUUUUGUACUAAAUUGUACUUUUUUGUAGAAUUUGCCUUUUAGAAAAUAAGAGCAUUUGUUUUAUA
Neoarius graeffei (lesser salmon catfish) is the source of this 4249-nucleotide messenger RNA. Its product is annotated as coiled-coil domain-containing protein 171-like. NCBI's taxonomy places the organism in Eukaryota, Metazoa, Chordata, Actinopteri, Siluriformes, Ariidae. The record is from RefSeq and is a predicted model, not a curated record. Bases 240 to 4157 code for a protein of 1305 amino acids. The transcript is spliced from 25 exons.